Messenger RNA from Caenorhabditis briggsae, 903 nucleotides. It is a transcript of the gene Cbr-pvf-1, whose product is annotated as Protein CBR-PVF-1. Bases 1 to 903 code for a protein of 300 amino acids. The transcript is spliced from 7 exons. Gene Ontology annotation, biological process: positive regulation of cell population proliferation; positive regulation of protein autophosphorylation. The record is from RefSeq and is a predicted model, not a curated record. Gene Ontology annotation, cellular component: membrane. NCBI's taxonomy places the organism in Eukaryota, Metazoa, Nematoda, Chromadorea, Rhabditida, Rhabditidae. Gene Ontology annotation, molecular function: growth factor receptor binding; growth factor activity.
AUGUUCAUCAAUCUUUUGAUCCUUUUUCUAGUAUUCUGGAAUUCCGGGAAUUCUCAAAUUCCUCAUGAAUUCCAACGAGCUCUGAAACAUGCAAAAAGUCUGGAUGGGCUUUUAAAAGAUCUUCAUGUGAUUUACAAUCCAGAAUUGACGAAUCGCCACGUGGAGAAGACUACAAGUAGUGGGGAGAAAGGAGCAAUGCUCUCCCUAAAAUCCGGCUCGAUGUCUGCCCAACGUAUCAUUUCGCUUCAGAACAUCUCCAACCAAGAAAUGGAUGGCUACACUUUGUUUCAUUUGCAGAGCAUGAAAGAUAUAAAACAGGGAAAUGACACUUGUAACCUUCAAAAUGUUUGUGUUCCGGUCCCUCAGCUAUCCGAUGAUCCGCAGUUGUUGAUCUAUCCCAAGUGUUAUGAGGUCAAACAAUGUGUUGGAAGCUGCUGUAACUCGCUAGAAACUUGCCAUCCAGGAACAAUCAACCUCGUUAAAAAGCAUGUCGCCGAACUUUUGUACAUCGGAAACGGCCGUUUCAUGUUCAACAUGACCCGAGAAAUCACUAUGGAGGAGCACACAUCGUGCUCUUGCUUCGAUUGUGGUUCUAACACCCCGGUUUGCGCUCCAGGCUUCGUUGUUGGUAGAUCUUGUAAGUGUGAGUGUGCCAACAAGGAGGAGAGGAACAAUUGUGUGGGAAAUGCCACGUGGAAUUCCGAAGCUUGCAAAUGUGAUUGCAACUUGAAGUGCGACGAAGGACGUGUGCUUCACAGUGGAAACUGUGAAUGCGUUAGAAGACGUCAUCACGGAGGGGCUAAGCACGGACAUGGCCAUCGCCAUCAUCACAGAUCUAGACCUAUUGAGGAGGUGGAAGUGGAGAAGAUUGCAAAGUUGCAAGUGGGAAGAAUCGGAGGCUAA